AUGCCGUUCGGAGAGUGCACGAUCACACUUCAGGAUGUGGCGUACCAGUUGGGGUUGCCAGUGGACGGGCGUUAUGUCAGCGGUUGCCUUACAGAUUUCCAGAUAUACAUCCAGGGUGGCCGUCCAACUUGGGUGUGGUUCCAGGAGUUGCUUGGAGUGAUUCCUCCUCCGAGCCAGGUUCAGAAGUUCGCAGUAAACUGCACUUGGUUCCAGGAGACUUUUGGAGAGUGCCUCGAGGGAGCCGAUGAGGAGAUUGUGCGGCGCUUUGCUCGUGCCUAUAUCAUGAUGUUGUUGGGCACUCAGCUAUUUGCUGACAAGUCUGGCAACCGCAUUCACAUCAGAUGGCUUCCCUACGUACCUAGGCUUGAGGAGAUGGGUACCUACAGUUGGGGGUCUGCAGCACUGGCAUGGUUGUACCGGUGCAUGUGCCGAGUGGCGAACAGACAUGUGGUGAAGUUAGCAGGCCCACUUCAGCUACUUCAGUCCUGGAUCUUUUGGCGCUUUCCUAGGUUUAGGCCUGCCGGGUAUGAUACGUGCAGCUGGCCGUUGGCCUCGAGGUGGUCAGGUUACAACAUUUCCGGUAGCGAGAAGGGACCUAUAGUGCAGAUGUGGAGAUUGAGGAUAGACAUGUUACAGGCCAGGGAUUUUAUCUGGAUGCCGUAUAGCUACCCCGAGGUACUGCAGGUUGUGCAUCCGGAGGUGUUGGAGCCUCGGCAUACGGCGAUGUGGUGGUCUGUGACGUCACUGAUAUACUUUGCCGUUAUAGAGUGGCAUCAGAUAGAUAGGGUUCUACCGCAGUUCGGCGGAGUCCAGCCCCGUCCGCAGCCCGCCCUGAACAUCGACUUUCUGAUGUCGAAGGACGGGAGAGGCGGUGAUCGUUGGUUCCCGUCUGCUUUGCAGUUCUGGCAUCUUCAUUGGGAGAGCCAUGCAGACUACGUUCUCUGGUUCGAUGUUGUUGCAGACCCUGGACCCUCACAUGACUUCCUGGACUGGUGGAGUCAGCAUGGAAAGAGGUUCUUGUCACCAGAGAUGUAUUUGGGGGAUCCGAAAGCCGUUCCUAUUCCUGUGGAGGCGUCACAGAGGGGUGCUGGGUGA
This is a messenger RNA of Arachis ipaensis, 1095 nucleotides long. The record is from RefSeq and is a predicted model, not a curated record. NCBI's taxonomy places the organism in Eukaryota, Viridiplantae, Streptophyta, Magnoliopsida, Fabales, Fabaceae.